GAAGAAAAAGAGAAUAUUAAAAAAGUGAAUAAUUGAGAGCAGACGUUAUACCUUCCCCAUCCACAUUUCUUGCUAACUACACAACAAACAAUACAUCAAUUCUGCCAGAUAACGUUUUGAGAUUUUGUCUAAAGCUAAAAGAACAAUUUAAAGGUAUUUUUUGUUAAGAUCGAAAACUCUGUUUUGCAGUUUUUGAGUUUUUGAAUCAAAGAUGGGGAGGUUGUUUGUGGUUCAUCUUGAAGGGAAGAUCUAUAGCUGCAAACACUGCAAGACUCAUCUUGCUUUAUAUGAAGACAUCAUCUCCAAGUCUUUUCACUGUAAGCAUGGAAAAGCUUAUCUUUUCAACAAAGUUUCCAAUGUUACAAUUGGAGAAACAGAAGACAGAAUGAUGAUGACAGGAAAACAUACAGUGGCUGACAUUUUCUGUGUCUCAUGUGGAUCAAUAGUUGGUUGGAGAUACGAGACUGCUCAUGAGAAAAGCCAGAAGUACAAAGAAGGAAAGUCAGUUCUUGAAAGAUUUAAGAUAUCGGGUCCUGAUGGAAGCAACUACUGGGUGAGUAGCCAUGGAAGGCAUAUAGGUGGAAGUGAUGCAGAUGAUUCUUGAAGUCAUCUCUCUAUCCUUCUGAUUUGACAUCCAUUGUAAAUGUAAAUUCUUCAACCUCCACUCCAACUUGCUCUUAUAAGACCAACAAAAGAGUUUUCUUCUCUUACCCACAUUAUUAUCUGAAAUAUCCCUCAGUAAAUAAACUCUGAUUCUGUGUAAUGAUCAUGCUUCAUCAUACCUAUGCUUCUUA
Brassica oleracea var. oleracea is the source of this 794-nucleotide messenger RNA. RefSeq names its product protein yippee-like. The transcript has 5 exons. The record is from RefSeq and is a predicted model, not a curated record. Gene Ontology annotation, cellular component: ubiquitin ligase complex. NCBI's taxonomy places the organism in Eukaryota, Viridiplantae, Streptophyta, Magnoliopsida, Brassicales, Brassicaceae. Bases 212 to 604 code for a protein of 130 amino acids.